ACAGGGACGAAGGCGACCCACAAGACAAGAAAAACCAAAAUUGGAUACUCGAAUCCCAUCCAUCCUUUUUUUAUUUUUUUUAUUUUAUUUUUUUGUUUAAGGUCUAUCUGAGACUGAAAUCUCAUAUUGCUCUCUUGCUUUUCUCUCACAAAGGAAUCAGAAAAGAAAAAAUAAGUGGUUGUGCGUGGUGGUGGUGGUGGAUGGCAAAAACCAACAGGUAUACCACCAUUAAUUUCAACCAUAUUUAUGACAAAAACCUCCCCAACAAUUCCAACCCCAAUAACGCUAGCAAUCCAAUCAAAACUUCUUCUUCUUCUUCUUCAUCUUUGGCGUCUUUGUCUUACUCUGCAAUCUCUGCUCCCAAUAACAAGCCCCAUGGACGCAUGCUCGUCUUAACCCGUCCGACCCACAAACCCAUAUCGAUCCCACCACCGCUCUCUCCCCAACCUCAAUCUCAAUCCUCGCACCAACCCCAGCAAAACAAAGUUCCAGAUCAGGAUCGAUCUGAACAAGGUUCGGAUACUAUAUCACUUCGUCCGUUGGGGAGGACUGGGGUCGGAUCUCCUAUUUUGUCUUCGGCUUUGGGCCAAGAGAAGGAAAAAGAUAAGGAGCAUUCGCUUUUGGUUGUGUCCGCAAAGACAGACAAGUUUGUUCCUCCUCAUCUUAGACCAGGUUUUGUGGGCAGGGAGGAGAGGCCCGGACCAGAGGUGAUCCGAACUCGGGAGGCGGGUCAGAAGCAUAUUGUGUCCCCGGGUCGAUAUGAUGAUCACGAUCGACCCAAAUCGGGUGGUGGGUAUGAGAGGAUGAAGAGAGCUGGUGAGUCAGAUCUUGGAAUUGCAGGUCGGCCGAGAUCGAGUGGGAAUCGGCCAAGUUCCAGUGGAUGAUUCGAUUAAAAGGCCGAAUGCUUUGCUGAGGACAAAGAUGGAUCUUUGUAGACACCAGAAAUGGAAUCUCUUUGGCCAUCUGCAGCUAUUUUUGUACUUCUCGAAUGGAACUUUGGGAGGAAUCUUCAAAAUCUCAAUCACUGGAAGUAGAAUCAAGCAACUUUCACCUUUGUUAACCCCAAACAAAUUUUGUAGAUUGAAUCAAAAAGGAAAAGGCUCAAGCACACAGUUUUUUUGUGCUUGGUCGUUGGCUCUGUUUUAUUAUCAAAAGGGGACCUGGAUAUCUAUGUAAUGUAUAAUUUUCUUGUGGUUUUUACUUAAACCGUUUAAAGGAGAACAUCAUCAUUGGAUGCUGCCAUUUUUAUCA
Ziziphus jujuba (common jujube) is the source of this 1251-nucleotide messenger RNA. RefSeq lists its product as uncharacterized. The record is from RefSeq and is a predicted model, not a curated record. Lineage: Eukaryota; Viridiplantae; Streptophyta; Magnoliopsida; Rosales; Rhamnaceae. The transcript has 2 exons. The coding region runs from base 201 to 884 and encodes 227 amino acids.